Messenger RNA from Oppiella nova, 1104 nucleotides. NCBI's taxonomy places the organism in Eukaryota, Metazoa, Arthropoda, Arachnida, Sarcoptiformes, Oppiidae. The record is from the annotation of a GenBank genome assembly.
GUGAUGGCGUCCAACCCGUCCUCCCGAGCGGUGUUCGUCCAGUCGUGCGUUGACUUCCUUAAGGAACACAAGUUCGAUGGUUUGGAUGUGGACUGGGAGUACCCUGGUAGGGCAGCGGUGGCUGAUGCGGACCGUGUACCGGGUAACAAGGCUGACAAGGAAAAUUUCUCAGCACUCAUACGUGAGUUGAGCGCUGCCCUCAAACCUCUCGGCUAUCUGUUGGCUGCGGCCGUGUCUGCCGGCCGGCCGACUAUAGACGACGCCUACAAUGUCAAGGAAUUGAGCCAAUUGUUUGACUUCAUCAACCUUAUGACCUAUGACUUCAAUGGUGGUUGGGAUUCGAGGACAGCCCAUAAUGCACCAUUAUACCCCUGGGCCAAUGCCAAUGAACAGGACACGCAGUUUACAGUUUCCUAUGCCGUCGACUAUUGGCUUGGCCUCGGUGUUGAUGCUAACAAACUUGUAAUGGGUCUCCCACUAUACGGCCGUUCAUUCAAACUGGUGAAUCCCAGUGAACACGGUUUGCAGGCACCGGCUGAGGGAAAGGGUGGUGAUGAGGGCCCCUACACCAGACAAGUGGGCAUUUUGGGCUAUUUGGAGAUUUGCGAUAACCUAAAGACCGGACAGUGGACUGUCUAUCGGGACGCCACCCAAAAGAUCCCGUAUGCCGUCAAAGGCAACCAAUGGAUCGGUUAUGACGACAGGACUAGUCUGAGCGAGAAAGUGGCUUUCCUUAAGAGUCGAGGACUGGGAGGGGUCUGUAUUUGGUCCAUAGAUACUGAUGACUUUGCCGGUCAUUGCGGUGAUGGCCGGUUCCCACUGUUGACACAAGUCAAUAACGAUUUGGGGUCGAGUUACCAGCCCCCCAACCCCGACCCAACCCAAGGACCAGGCCCCGGACCCGAUCCAGGCCAGUUUGAGUGUAAAACUGCCGGUUCAUUUGUCGACCCCAACGACCCGACCAUUUAUUACCAGUGCCUCGCCUUAGGAAACGGUAGUUUCCAGAAAGUCCAGAGACAGUGCGGUACCGGAACGGUAUUUGAUGAGACCAUCGGUGUCUGUACUCACGCCUAAGGCUGAGAUAAUUGUCCAUAAAAUGUGCAU